Messenger RNA from Chelmon rostratus (copperband butterflyfish), 794 nucleotides. RefSeq names its product neurofilament medium polypeptide-like. Lineage: Eukaryota; Metazoa; Chordata; Actinopteri; Chaetodontiformes; Chaetodontidae. The record is from RefSeq and is a predicted model, not a curated record. Bases 195 to 794 code for a protein of 199 amino acids. The transcript has 3 exons.
UGCUCGGCGCUCAGUCGGUCAACUCAAGCCCAAGCCUCAGCUAGACUCCACCCCUUUACGAGCAUCGGACACCUUCAGCAGCACAACAAAGCAUGUGUCGCUCCGCAGCAUUGUUUCUCCUCUGAACGUGCGGAAUAUUGGAUUUUGUCGCCUUGUUUUUGCGCAGUUUCCUCUCCCAUUGAUGCUAAUCCUAGAUGGCUACCAUGACAACAGAGGCAAGUGCAGUGAGCGAGGCGGACACAGAGGGCAAGCAGAAGGCCAGCGGCGCCGAGCCCGAACCCGAACCGGAAAACAAGCAGAAGCCAGAGGGGGCCACGUCUGAGCCAGAGGGGGAGCAGUCGAGCAACAAAGCCCAGGAGCAGGCUUCUGAGCCUGGGCCUGCUGACGUAGCUGCCUCCCCUGAGGAGGAGCAGCUGAAGCCUCGCACCCGGACCUCUGCUGGCAAAGGCCUGUCUCGCCUCUUCUCCUCUUUCCUGAAACGCCGCUCGCAGUGCUCUGAGGGAGAGGGCUUUGAGGCAGAGAAGGCCAGGGAGGAAAAGGCAGACAAAGAGGAGAAGGCUGACAAGGAGGAAGAGGAGAAGGUGGAAGAGGUGAAAAGUGUAGAGACAGAGGCUAAAGUCGAGGAGGUAAAAGAAGUGAAAAAGAAAGAAGAAAAAGUAGAACCAAAAGAGGAGAAAAAGGAGGAAGAAAAAGUUGAGAAGAAAGGCAGUAAAAAGAAAAAGAAAGACGCCAAGAAGAAAGUAGAGAAAAAGGAUGAGGAGAAAGCUAUAGCCAGUUUGCUUAGCUUAGCAUAA